UUACACGAAGUUCUUUUCAUACUUCGCCAGGAACGCAAGAAAGGAAAGAAGGAAGAAAGACUCAAAGCCAUCAUCUUUGAGUUUCCCUGAUCAAAUUUAUUUGUCUCCUUUGGCCGUUGAGCUUCCAAUUUCAUGUUAGGGUUCUCUUUUUCCCCCCCUUCCGCACAGGAUUUAAAUCUGCAGUCCGAGAAAGAUAAAAUUUGAUAUCUUUAUGUGUAUAUAUUGACUACCACAAGAAGAAAAAAAUGAAGUUCAUUGUUAGAUCCGCUUAGCUUCUGGCUUUCCUUCAAAUUUCAGACAAUACAUAGGUUUAAACCUGCCGGCCUCUUUCAAGUCUUCCAAGUCCCAACCAUCAGAGAUCUGGUUGUCUUCCGUGGUGAUGCUCCUGCUCCUAAAGUUGCAAAACCGGUACUCAGUUCACUGUGGACAAGUCCUCCUGAUCUCUUCCAUCCAUGGGCGAGUGGGUAAUUGGAGCGGUUAUCAACUUGUUUGGUAGCGUUGCCAUUAACUUUGGAACCAACCUCCUUAAAUUAGGUCAUGAUGAGAGGGAGAAGCACUCUGUGCUGGGUAAUGAGGGAACAGAUGUAAAAGCUACGAUGAAGCCUAUUAUAUACUUCCAAACAUGGAGAGUUGGUAUUGUAUUCUUUGCUAUAGGAAAUUGUCUCAAUUUCAUUUCAUUUGGAUAUGCUGCUCAGUCACUUCUAGCAGCUUUGGGAUCUAUACAAUUUGUCUCAAACAUCGCCUUUGCCUACUUUGUUUUGAACAAAACAGUGACAAUCAAAGUAUUGGUAGCUACUGCCUUUAUUGUUCUUGGAAACAUCUUUCUUGUAGCCUUUGGCAACCACCAGUCACCUGUUUACACGCCGGAGCAGUUGGCUGAGAAGUACAGCAACAUUACGUUUCUUCUUUACAGUCUCACUUUGGUCUUAGUUGUUGCUUUACAUCAUUCAAUAUACAAGAGAGGAGAAUUAUUGCUUGCUGUACCGAUGAAUGAAAAUAAGCCCUGUUGGCGCAUGCUGCUUCCAUUUUCAUAUGCAGUUGUUUCAGGUGCUGUUGGAUCAUGUUCAGUAUUGUUUGCAAAGUCUCUUUCAAACAUGUUAAGAUUGUCCAUGUCAAGUGGUUAUUCAUUGCACAGCUGGUUCACGUAUUCCAUGCUCCUGUUGUUUCUUAGUACAGCUGGGUUUUGGAUGGCAAGGUUAAAUGAAGGACUUUCGUUCUUUGAUGCAAUACUUAUCGUCCCUAUGUUUCAAAUCGCUUGGACUUUUUUCUCCAUUUGUACAGGAUUUGUGUACUUUCAGGAAUACCAGGUAUUUGAUGCUUUAAGAACAACAAUGUUCAUUCUUGGAAUGAUUUCUGUGUUUGUGGGCAUUUCUUUGCUAGCACCAGAUGAGUCAAAAGGAGGUGAAUUGAAGGAUGGUUCUUUAGUUUCAAAAACUUCAAAUUCUUCGCAGGAUGAGGAGAGGCUGUUCAUGCAAUCUGAAGACUCCCAAAUUAAGGAUAUAAGAUCAUUUGGACGAGUUAUGCUGAUGAAAACUGCUAAUAUGAUUGUCAAGGCAAAGGCUGCAUGUUCAGUAUCACUAGGCUUCGGGGAAGACUCGCUUCAUGCAUCUUCAGUGCUGGUGAUGCCCAUGGUCUCGUCGAAAAUAACAGGCUUCCGAGGAGGUGGUCUUGAUCGGGCUAAAUUAUUAUCUGCUCGAGGCCCAGGUUGGAGCAAAUUUGCAGUUGAUGAGGACGGUGAGACAAUCCUGGAGACAACUGCAAUGCUGCCCCAAGGUAUCAACUUGGACUAGGAGAGCGUGGCAUUGAUUUGUAGAGACCGACAUGACAAUGUUUACGACAAACUACGCUGGACUGUGAGGCAAGAUUUGGAUACUUCUGCACUAGCUGCUGGCAGUUGAUAGUUUGAGAUAGUGUGAUUGUUUUUCUAGUGUAAAUAAUGUUUUGGUUUCCUGUCUGGUGCAUGUGAUUCUGGCUGCCACCUGAUCAACUGCAUAACCCUUAAAAGAGAUGAUUCUUUUAGAAAUAUGAACUCUAGAUAUACUAAGGUCAAGAAUUUCGAUUAAUUGGUAGGAGUGGGGUGGGACAAUUAAUAAAAACACAAAACUGCUUGUCUAGAAUUACAUUUAUUUAUAUGCGUGUUGUACGGAAAAA
Nicotiana tabacum (common tobacco) is the source of this 2151-nucleotide messenger RNA. NCBI's taxonomy places the organism in Eukaryota, Viridiplantae, Streptophyta, Magnoliopsida, Solanales, Solanaceae. The record is from RefSeq and is a predicted model, not a curated record.